Molecule: messenger RNA, 942 nt
Organism: Saccharomyces kudriavzevii IFO 1802
Lineage: Eukaryota; Fungi; Ascomycota; Saccharomycetes; Saccharomycetales; Saccharomycetaceae
Product: putative endodeoxyribonuclease
Exons: 1
Coding region: 1-942 (313 amino acids)
Molecular function (GO): hydrolase activity, acting on ester bonds
Source: RefSeq, a predicted model, not a curated record
AUGGAUAAGCUUGUUGAUGCGCACUGCCACGUUUUCACUGAUCCGGAUAGCACACACGGCAGUGAUGACGGAGGGUUCCAGGGCACGUUGCGAUGCGUCAUGUCAUCAAACCCUUACGACUGGAGCAGUCUAAAAAAACUGGCUGGGAACGGUUUAAGGAAGGAUAACGUAUGGGUAGGAUUUGGUGUCCAUCCUUGGUACAGUCACCUGUUUUAUGUGGGAUAUCGACGCGACAAGCUUUCUCACUACCAAGAUGUACUGGAAUAUAAGAACGAGGAACAGUUCAGCAGCUUGGUUCAGGUGCUUCCUGAACCUCUAGAUCUUGAAGAUUAUAUAAGCGAGGAGUUUGAUGGCACGUUAGUUAGCGUGAUUGGAGAGAUCGGCCUUGAUAAGCUUUUCAGGCUUCCCACAACCGGAUUCUACAUGCAAGGCGAGAAGGCCAGACUAACUACAGUGAAGGUUAAAGUAUCGCAUCAAGAAGCGGUAUUCAGGCGAUUUUGCCAACUGGCAAGAGACAACCGCAGGCCUAUCUCUAUACACGACGUAAAAUGUCAUGGCAGGCUGAAUGAUAUCUGCAACGAAGAGCUCUUGCCGUGGCCAUCUGUCAAGAUAUGCUUGCAUUCCUACACAGGGUCCGAGGAGACGCUCCUGGGCCAAUGGCUCAAGAAAUUCCCCUCGGAUCGUAUUUUUGUAAGCUUGUCAAAAUUCAUCAACUUCAAGAACCCAGAAGACGGCAACGCCCUGGUCAGGAGCCUGCCCCCAACGUGCAUACUUACGGAAACAGACUUCCCCAUUGACAACCCAGAUCCGUCAUACCAAAGAGAUCUCACAGAGCAGCUGCAGUUUCUAAACGCACAAAUUGCACAAGCAUGGGACGGGAGUCUGGAUACCACGCACACCGCACUGCAUAUAUACGAGAACUUCCGGAAGUUCAUUAAGUAG